This is a messenger RNA of Marchantia polymorpha subsp. ruderalis, 4432 nucleotides long. Lineage: Eukaryota; Viridiplantae; Streptophyta; Marchantiopsida; Marchantiales; Marchantiaceae. The record is from the annotation of a GenBank genome assembly.
CGACUCUUGGUGUCUGUUGCCAAGGGACGGAGAUGGGGGGCGCUGGUCUGCUGCCAGAACAGGGGCAUCUAAUGGCUCUAGGACAAGAUGGAUUUGGAUGACUGAAUGAAUGACCGACCGACCGACCGACUGAGCAUGCGGAGAAACAAGGCAGGAGAAGACGUUAGCAAGCGAAAUGUCAAUUGAAAGAGGAACUGUGGAUUGGGAUGGGGAAGGGGUAAGAAGAUGAUGGUGAUGAUGACGAUGAAGAAGAAGAAGCAUCGUCGGAAAGAAACAAACCGACCGUCCAAAAAGGGGAGAACCGGAGGGAUCAGUUGCGCAAGCCACGGCUGCCUGCGAGGGCGGGCACUUGUGGCGUCUCGGGAUUGCUUCGAACUCCCGAAUCGACCACAACGACGGCAUUGCAUUUCCCCAGUAGCUCCUAUUUGUCGGUCCAGUUACAAGUACAGUUGUGGGUAUUCCGAGCGACCUACAGCAUCAGCUGCAGCAGCAGCAACAGCAUGUGUGGGAACUCGGGCCUGCUCUGCUCUGCUCUGCGUUUGGUGACGGAAUCAGGGCGAAUUCCGAUUCCGGUGGAUCCAUCACCAAAGGUGGAAUCUGGUGGCAAGACAAAGUCGAAGACUCAAGGAAAGAAUCUGUUCCAAUUCAACGAGCGAGUGACAACAGUGCCGGAGGGAGCAGGGAACCAGAGGGCGGGAGGGAGGGAGAUAGAUGUUGUAAAGGAUGAUGGGUGACACCAACAAUAGCGGAGGGGGGUUGUGGCGGGGGCUAGUAUAAGAAGGAUUGGUGGGGGAUCUGGAGCUGGGGCUGGGGCUGCCGAUCGUAGUAGGAGGAGUACGGAAGCAGAUGCUUAGAGCUAGAGCCAGAGCCAGAGCCAGAACCCCUGCCUCUAUAGACAGACAGACAGACAGACAUUUAUGUCUUCAGCAGGACCUCAAUAGAGUCGGAUUACGUCUGUGAGCCGCAUGCAGAGAUGAGAAGAGUCAAGAGUGAGAGUUGUAAAACGUUGAUUCAUAGGACUUACGUGCCCAUCUGUCUGGAUCCUGAUCUUGGCCUCCACGCUCUAGAGCCGAAGAAGAAGAUCUUUCCUCCCCCAUAGGCCCUACUAUUAAUCUAUCUCUCUGCAAACUGGCCCAGUAAAGCCAUGGGCUUCUGGAGCAUCAGCCAGUCUGUGCUCGGCUAGUGUACUUUCAUCUUCUUCUUCUCCUCCUCCUCCUCCUCUUCCAUCUUCUCGCAUGCUUCAUGAACUAUAAUCCAGCAGCAAGUAGGCAGGCAGGCAGGUCCAGAGAGAGAGAGAGAGAGAGAGAGAGAGAGAGAGAGAGCAGGAGGUGCCGAUGCUUCUGAAAUUGGUGGCGAGCUCUCGGGUCUUGGGUGAUGGCGGACGACAGUUCGGGAUGGAACUGAUAUCAACCUCUCCUCUUCUCAGGGCCACUACUAUAAGCACGACGACAACAGCCGAGGUUGUUCGGGACGAUAGCAGUCGGAGGUAGUUUAGAAAGAAGGGAGGAAGGAAGGAAAGAAAGAAAGGAAGAAAGAUGGUUGCGUGGUUCAUAACUCUCGUCUCGCCCAUUUUCAGUUCGCCUUGUGGCUCAGCGGAGAUUCAUGCCUGCUUGCAUCCAGUUGUACAGCUGCAGCAGUGGAUGACAAUGACCGGGGUUCGGUAGCCUCGCACAUGUACACAAGCUCGUCUCCUCCCUCCCUUCCUCCCUCAGCUCAGUUCUGUUCGUUCAGUUAAGCUCAGCAUUGAUCGCUGAUAGCUUCUGCUGUAAAUAGAUUGUUCAAAGAGGUGAUAUUGACAGAAGUUAGGCAGGCAGGAAGGCGAGGGAAUUCGACGGGACCACUAGAGAAAAUGAUGACUGCUGUAGAAAUCAUCGGAUCGCUGGGUGGAUUGGGAUGGAUAGCCACGGUGGUCGGAUCGGUUCUGCUCCUCUUGAGCAUUCUGUAUCUGGGGAUAUGGCGCCCUUACAAGCUGCACACAUUCUACAAAAGCUUGCACGUGAAAGGGCCCCCGCAUCGUCCUUUGGUGGGAAAUUUGGCGGACAUCUGGACUUUACAGCGUCAGGUUACGAGAAUCAAAUGGGAGACUGCUGAUCCUGCGAACCUUGCUGCUCGAACUCUGCCCCAUUUGACUUACUGGGCCAAGCUCUACGGUCGGAUGUUCACGUACACGGAAGGUGCCAAGGUGAACCUUUGUGUGCUGGAUACGGAAAUUAUCAGAGAGUUGCUGGUUCUGAAAGCCGAUUGCUACCGGAGAAGCCCAUCGGGCUGGCUCUGGCGCAACUCUCAUGGAGCGAGUCGACAGUCGAAGCAGGAUAUAAUCGACAACAAGAUGAUCCACUGUGAACCAGAGCGCUGGUCGACACUUCGACGAAUUCUGGGCCCAGGGUCUGACAAAGAUCACGUUCAGGACUUGAUUUUCUCCAAGCCAUCUCUCGGAGGUCAUCCAUCCCAUUCCUUAGACUGCCUGCAGACGAUCGUGGAGAUCAGCAGAACUCUGAUCCGGAACUGGGACAUGCAACUGACGGAGGCUUCCACGAGCAGAGUGACCGUCGAGGCCAGACGCGAAAUCAAAAAGAUCAGCAUGGAAAUGCUUCUGACCAACUUGAUAGGCUCCACCAUGACCGCUGAUCAGCUGGAAGAACUGCACUCCAACUUCGGCGAAGACGAAGAAGAUCCCGUGACCACCACCGACCUUCUCAAAGCCCACUUCUCGCGAAUCAGAUCGAGCAGGGAGAGCUGGCUCAUCGGGCUGCUGACACAAACGUGCAAGGCGAGGCUGCAGAAGCGCGGCGACGAGGGCGACGAGCGGGAGCGGCAGGCAGGGGCAAGGGCUGGGGCUGCGGGAGGGGCAGGGGCAGGAGGGGGUUGGGGCUGGGGAGGGGCAGAGGACGAGCAGGACGAGAAGAACCGGGACCUGCUGGACCUGAUGAUCUCGGCGUCCGGCAGGCGGUCGUCGACGCUGGACGUGCAGAAGCUGGUGGCCGACUGCCAGAUGAUGGUCGCGGCGCAGAAGGCCACGACGCAGCUCAUCUCGCAGACGCUGCAGCUGCUGGCGCGCCACCCCGACUGGCAGACGCAGGCGCGCGCCGAAGUGCUCGAAGUCCGUCCGCUCGACUCGCCGACGGACGACGACGGCGACAGCAUCCCCAACUCCACGUACCCCAAGCUCGCCAAACUGAAAGUUAUGAACAUGAUUCUGAACGAGUCGCUAAGGCUGUUCCCGCCGAUUCUGUCGACGGAGAAGCUGUGCGAGAAGAGGCACCGGCUGGGCAAGUACACGGUGCUGCCGGGGACGUUCGUGCAGGUGCCCAUAGUACUGCUCCACCACAGCCCCGAGCUCUGGGGCGACGACGCGCUCUCGUUCCGGCCCGACCGGUUCGAGCACGGCGCCGGCGCGCGCCGGCCCUUCGCGCUGCUGCCCUUCUCGGCCGGCCCGUCCGUCUGCCUGGGCUACAACUUCGCGCUGCUCGAGGCCAAAAUCGUCCUGGCCUCCGUCCUCCGUAGCUUCCACUUUAGCCCCGCGCCCUCCACCGACCCCAGCCCCAGCCCCAGCCCGUCCGCCGCCGCCUCCAGCUGCCUCCUCAUCCGCAAGCUCGCCAGCGACGACGUUGCCACCGCUGCCCGCCAACGUCUAACCCGAAGGCACACCAGCUUCCUCUAGCCCCACCCCCCGAUCCGGGCAGGGCCGCAAACGGUAGCAUUGUUCCCCCUCGUUACCCCCUGCCCCUGCCCCGUCGUCGUCGUCCUUCUUCAUCUCCCUCCUGCUGCUCCUGCUCCAGCCGCCAACAAAGCCUCCGACUACUAGCGCCGCAUAGAACGAAUGAUUCAUCGAUUGGCCGGGCGAGUUCAUCGAUUCCUCACUCCCUCACUGACUCAAUUCACUGACUUUUUCACUCAUCCACUAACGCAUUCGGUUGCACGAUCGUCGCUCGCUCGUGGAGCGAAUUGGCCCGUGCACGCUGUCGAUCAGGCAACGGGCAAAUUUCACGUCCGAAGACAAGGAACAGGCUCUCGCCGCGCAGUUCAAGUGCAAGUCAAGCUUCACAUUUCGAAGCGAGAGUCGUCACUUUUCUCAAGCAUCAGGAAGAUAUGAAACGAUCGAGAAAUCUUCGGGCCCUCGACAGCUGACCGCAAGUCCUGAACAGCAGGGACUCCGAUGGACAUCAGAACUAGAGAGUAGAGUUUCCAGAUUAGAGCAGCUGACAGACGACCUUGUAAAUGUAUCAGUAGCAGUGGCGCUAGUACCAACAGGAGCGGCUGAUUGUAAAUGUAGAUCCAGUUCCCUCAGGACCCCGACUCAAAUGCAAUGUAAUGCGACAGUAGACUCCGCCAGGCCGUCCACACUUGUGUAUAUCUUAAACUCAGAUACAGUCGAGUUGUGACACUACGAGUGAAAACGCAACCAAAAUUUUUUUGCAACCUCGGUGUACUC